AUGACUUCUCACCGGCCAUACCCAGCAGAUGACUUCGGUAUCUACCGUGUCCUUUCAGAGUGUGCAGACCAUGCCUGCCUUCAGGAGUCUGAGAGCCAGCCACACUUGCAGGGCGUGACAGGACUGCGGAACCUGGGCAACACCUGCUACAUGAACGCCAUCUUGCAAUGCCUCUGCAGCAUAUCUCCACUGGUGGAGUACUUCCUCUCGGGAAAGUACGUCACAGCUCUUCAGAAGGAUUGCAGUGAGGUCACCACGGCUUUUGCCUACCUGAUGACAGAUAUGUGGCUUGGGGACUCAGACUGUGUCUCACCAGAGAUAUUUCUGUCAGCUCUUGGCAGCCUUUACCCAGUUUUUCUGAAAAAGACACAGCAAGAUGCACAGGAGUUCCUGAUUUACGUCCUCAAUGAACUUCAUGAAGCUUUGAAAAAGCACUGCGGCAGAAGAGCAUACGAGAAGAGAUCUGCUUCAAGAUCCUGCAGGAAGGUGGUGGCCAGUGAGACGUCAAUCAUCACGCGGCUCUUUGAAGGACAGCUCAACUACCGCAUCACGUGUUUAAAGUGUGAGACCUGCACCAACAAGAAUGAAGUUUUCACCGUCCUCUCCCUCCCCAUCCCAUCUGAAUAUGAAUGCUCACUUCAGGACUGUCUCCAGUGUUUUUUCCAACAAGACACCUUGACCUGGAACAACCAAAUCCAUUGCUCCUUUUGUGAAAUCAAGCAAGAAACAGCUGUGAGGGCCACCAUUUCCAAGUCACCAAAAAUAAUUGUUUUUCACCUAAAAAGGUUUGACAUCCAGGGUAAGAUAAAGCGGAAGCUGAAAACAGAAAUCCUUUACCCACUCACCAACUUGGACCUCACUCCUUACAUCUGUCCAAUUUUCCGGAAACAUCCGAAGUACAACCUCUGUGCGGUGGUGAACCACUUUGGCGAUCUGGACGGUGGACACUACACUGCCUUCUGCAAGAACUCAGUGACUCAGGCCUGGUAUAGCUUUGAUGACACCCGAGUCAGUGAGAUCCCAGACACUUCAGUUCAAACAGCUACAGCCUAUCUUCUGUUCUAUAGCUGCCAGCCCUUUUCUAUGCCGACACAGAAGCGCAGGAGUUAG
This is a messenger RNA of Arvicola amphibius (Eurasian water vole), 1110 nucleotides long. It is a transcript of the gene Usp50, whose product is annotated as ubiquitin specific peptidase 50. The coding region runs from base 1 to 1110 and encodes 369 amino acids. The transcript is spliced from 7 exons. Gene Ontology annotation, cellular component: postsynaptic density; midbody; dendritic spine. The record is from RefSeq and is a predicted model, not a curated record. Lineage: Eukaryota; Metazoa; Chordata; Mammalia; Rodentia; Cricetidae. Gene Ontology annotation, molecular function: cysteine-type deubiquitinase activity. Gene Ontology annotation, biological process: endosome organization; Ras protein signal transduction; protein K48-linked deubiquitination.